AUGUUAACUAGCAUUGGCCCAAUUUUUGGUUUAUUUAUUGGUGGCAGACUUUUACAAGUUUAUGAAGACUUUGAUAGAGUAGAUUUAAGCACGUUAGAUUUUUUUGGAAAUUUUCUAAAAAAAUUCUUCCACCCAUUUUCUAGUGUGCCAAUGAAAAACUCUCGAGAUCCCCGCUGGGUAGGUGCUUGGUGGGUAGGCUUUCUUUGUUGUGCUAUUGCUUCAGGAUUUAUUUCAAUACCUAUAAUGUUAUUUGCCCGGGAAUUGCCUGAGGCAAAGAAACACAGAUUAAAGGAUGUUAAUCAGGUUCAUGCAAACUCUCAAAUGGACGCAAAUGAUCACCUUUUAAAAGAAAAAAAGAAUUUUUCUCAACUUAUGAAAGGAUGUUUGAAUAUCCUUCGGAACCCAACAUUUGUCGCUGUAAUGGCAAUUGGCAACUUUGAAGCAAUCAUUUUAAAUGGGUUUUCUGCCUUUAUGCCUAAAAUAUUAGAAACUAUACUUUCAACAACACCGACUAUUGGGUCUUAUCUUUCGUCUGUUGUUAUAUUUGCUGCAGCAGGUGGUGUAAUGAUUGGGGGAAUGGUUGUUAGGCAAAUGAAUUUACAAGUUGGUGGAAUGUUGAAAAUGAUUUUAAUUUGCCAUCUUGUAGCCCUAGUUUUAAUCACUUGCCUUUUGGUUCAAUGCCCUUCGAGAGAAUUUGUUGGGAUUACACUUGGCUAUGAUAGACAGAAACCAAAGCCAGGAGUUACUCCUUCCUUAAUUGCUCAGUGUAAUUCUCAAUGUCAUUGCACUAAUAAAUGGAACCCUGUUUGCGACAAAAGUACAGGCCUAACAUACUUUUCUGCAUGUUAUGCUGGUUGUGAAUAUAAAGAAGAGAUUCAUUCUUUGGGAACAGUCUGGAGGAAUUGCCAUUGUAUUGCUGAUAUUAACAGACCUCUAAUAACCACAACAACCCCAAGAAAUAUUACUCCCAGCUUUAAUCUAACUGAAAAUCCAUUUUUGGAUUCAAGUCCUUCAAUGGCUAGCGGGUUUUGUACCAAAGAUUGUGGAUGGUCUUUAUAUUUAUUUUUGGUACUCUUAUUCUUUUCUGUUGUGGCUAGUUUUGCGGCUGGUAUUCCUAAUCAACAGAUCAUGCUUCGAGUUAUCCCCUUCCAUCAAAGAACUCUAGGUAUUGCUGUUAAUUGGACAUUCCACAGACUUUUGGGUUUUAUACCUGGUGGUAUACUUUUUGGUUUUAUGAUAGACACUACCUGUCAGAAAUGGCAACACUCAGAUUGUGGAACAAGGCAGUCUUGUUUGGUACAUGAUCAAUACAGACUAGCAUGGACUAUAAUGGCUGUAGCUGUUGUUUGCAAAUUAAUGGCUGUAUUAGCAACGAUUAUUGGUUAUGUUACUUACAGGCCAAAUGACCUCGACAGGCAAAAUAUUUAUCAAUUUUUAUAUUUUAAAUUAAAAUUCUGA
Molecule: messenger RNA, 1458 nt
Organism: Meloidogyne enterolobii
Lineage: Eukaryota; Metazoa; Nematoda; Chromadorea; Rhabditida; Meloidogynidae
Source: the annotation of a GenBank genome assembly